Perca flavescens (yellow perch) is the source of this 2335-nucleotide messenger RNA. It is a transcript of the gene camk2g2, whose product is annotated as calcium/calmodulin-dependent protein kinase (CaM kinase) II gamma 2. Gene Ontology annotation, molecular function: calcium/calmodulin-dependent protein kinase activity; ATP binding; calmodulin binding. The record is from RefSeq and is a predicted model, not a curated record. Gene Ontology annotation, biological process: protein phosphorylation. The coding region runs from base 128 to 1933 and encodes 601 amino acids. NCBI's taxonomy places the organism in Eukaryota, Metazoa, Chordata, Actinopteri, Perciformes, Percidae. The transcript is spliced from 23 exons.
GCUCCUCUGAGCUCGAGAGCCUCUUCCCCCUCUCUCUCUGCCUUUACGAGUUCUCCUCCCGAAACCUGUGUGAGGCGGCCACUGAAGCGCGAGGUGAUUCCCCCCCUCUCCCCUACAAUCAGUCAACAUGGCUACAGUUGUUACCUCGACGAGAUUUACAGACGAAUAUCAGCUGUACGAGGAACUCGGAAAGGGUGCCUUCUCAAUCGUUCGCAGAUGUGUCAAGAAGUCCACUGGCCAGGAGUAUGCUGCUAAAAUUAUCAACACAAAAAAGCUCUCAGCCAGAGAUCACCAGAAACUGGAGAGGGAGGCAAGAAUCUGUCGUCUGCUGAAACAUCCAAACAUAGUACGACUCCAUGACAGCAUCUCAGAGGAAGGCUUCCAUUACCUUGUCUUUGACCUCGUCACUGGAGGAGAGCUGUUUGAGGACAUUGUUGCUAGAGAGUAUUACAGCGAGGCAGAUGCCAGCCACUGCAUCAAUCAGAUCCUGGAGAGCGUCAGUCACAUCCACCAGCAUGACAUUGUGCACAGGGACCUCAAGCCUGAGAACCUGCUCCUGGCCAGUAAGAUGAAGGGAGCAGCUGUGAAGCUUGCAGAUUUUGGUCUAGCUAUCGAGGUGCAGGGGGACCAACAAGCGUGGUUUGGUUUUGCAGGAACUCCAGGGUAUCUGUCCCCAGAGGUGCUGAGAAAGGACCCGUACGGCAAGCCAGUGGACAUAUGGGCAUGUGGUGUGAUCCUGUACAUCUUGUUGGUGGGCUACCCUCCCUUCUGGGACGAGGACCAACACAAACUGUACCAACAAAUCAAGGCCGGUGCAUAUGACUUUCCUUCUCCAGAGUGGGACACAGUGACCCCGGAGGCCAAGAAUCUAAUCAAUCAGAUGUUAACGAUUAACCCUGCCAAAAGGAUCACUGCCGACCAGGCCAUCAUGCAUCCCUGGAUCUGCCAACGCUCCACUGUGGCCUCCAUGAUGCACCGUCAAGAGACUGUGGAGUGUCUGCGCAAGUUCAACGCCAGGAGGAAACUUAAAGGAGCUAUCCUCACAACGAUGCUGGUGACCAGGAACUUUUCAGUGGGACGGCAGCAUACCAGCCCUGCCGCUACCACCAGCACGGCCUCAAUGGCGCAGGAAGCAUGCAAAACCUUACUAAACAAAAAGUCUGACGGUGUGAAGUCGCAGGGAACCAACAGUAAAAACAGUGUAGUAAGCAGCGGCAGCACCAAAGACAGCAGCAUGUCAUCUUCAGCACCAAUGGCUGGAUGUUUCCGGUCUGUCCUUGGCACAGGCUGUGCUGGAGGCUACGGCGCCGGGGAAGCCCAGACAACUGUUGUACACAACCCAGCUGAUGGCACCAAGGGCUCCACAGAGAGCUGUAAUAACGCAGAAGAGGAGGAGAUGAAAGCUGGUCCCCUGCAGGAGGCUGCUAGCAGCCCCAGUGUCCCUCAGACCAGUCCAGCUCAGAGCUCCUGUCCUGAACCAGAGUCCGCUCUGUCGCCCCACGCAGGCAUCAGCCGCAACCUGCAGCAGACUCGUAAACAGGAGAUAAUAAAGAUGACAGAGCAGUUGAUUGAAGCUAUCAACAAUGGGGAUUUUGAGGCUUACACGAGAAUCUGUGACCCUGGACUGACUUCUUUUGAGCCAGAGGCUCUUGGAAACCUGGUGGAGGGCAUGGACUUCCACAAGUUCUACUUUGAGAACCUUCUGAGUAAAAACAGCAAGCCAGUGCACACCACCAUCCUCAACCCCCACGUACAUCUGAUCGGUGACGAUGCUGCCUGCAUCGCCUACAUCCGCCUGACGCAGUUCAUGGACGGCCAGGGCCGGCCGCGCUCCUGCCAGUCAGAAGAGACGCGCGUGUGGCAUCGCCGCGAGGCCAAAUGGCUCAACGUGCACUUCCACUGCUCAGGAGCACCGGCUGCACCCCUGCAGUGAAUUGCCAACCCAGGCCCAGCUUUGCCUGAACUCUAAAGCUGUUUGGAGCAUAAUUCUCCGCGGUCGGACCGGUGCCUGGAUCCUGGCCGGGAAGAGGCUGCUUGGAAAGUUGUAAAAACAGAAAAGUGGGGAAAAUACAUAAAUAAAAAAGUAAAAAAUAAAUAAUAAAAAAAACAUUUCAAAGCUUGACUGAAUGACCGACCAACACCAAUCCAGUCCAACUCUAGCUAGGUGAUGAUGGCGCUCGGCUGAUGUCAGCCCCUUCUUGCAGAUGGUGCAUGCUUCUGGUGGCGACACAGGGGUGAUGCUGUCCUGGUCCUUGUCUCCCAUGGCCUUUAUUUCCCCAUCUUUGUUUGGUCUGCUGGAAAAGUAUUAAACCUGUUUAAAAAAAAAAAAAAAAAA